Molecule: messenger RNA, 1582 nt
Organism: Exophiala oligosperma
Lineage: Eukaryota; Fungi; Ascomycota; Eurotiomycetes; Chaetothyriales; Herpotrichiellaceae
Exons: 6
Coding region: 103-1098 (331 amino acids)
Molecular function (GO): monooxygenase activity; FAD binding
Source: RefSeq, a predicted model, not a curated record
CUCACGAUGUUUGUGUCUGGGCAGUUCAAUCUAUAAGUCCUAGGCCGCUGAACAGUAGAAGUGACAGAGCAUCCUCUGUGACCUUCACGCACAAUAACAGCCAUGGGCUCAUAUCAAGCAACGAUCAAUGUCGCCAUCAUCGGAGGAGGUCCGGCCGGCUUGGCGGCAGCAAUUUCACUGUCGAAGCUGCCGUUUCUCUCGACUGUCCUCUAUGAGCGGAAUUCUGAGCCUCAAGAAGUUGGAGCAGGCAUCAGCCUAAGUUAUAAUGCCUGGAAGGUUCUGGAUCUGCUAGGGGCCGCCGACGGAGUCAAAGGCUUCUCGAAAGCUGAUACACGUCAGAGGAAUGGUUACACCGGUGAAGUCAUUUUGCUGCAACCACAUCCAGAGAACGGUGAUUUAGAUCCUCGUGGGGCCAUCAGAGCUCGCAGAACUCGGCUUCAAUCUGGUCUUUUGGAGAAGGUUCCGGAUGGAGUGAUAAAGUACGGGAAGAAACUGGUGUCGGCGCAGAACGCUGGCUCAGAAGGCGUGCGCCUGUCGUUCGAGGACGGGACGGAGGCACUUGCAGACUUGGUGAUUGGAGCCGAUGGCAUUCGUUCCGUGAUCCGAAAAACACUCUAUCCAGAUCACACGAUCCAUUUCACCGGAAACACGGUCUGGCGGACCCUUGUCCCGAGAUCAUCUCUCUCACACAUACCUGACGUCACCAAUGGGACAUCAUGGUGGUAUGUCAAGGGUGGACAUGCCUAUUUGUCAGGAGUCGACGAUUCUUCCGAAAUUCCUCUCGAGAAACAGCUAUUCGAACUCUCUGUGAGAUCCUACCACGAGCCUGAUAUCCCAGGCCGGACGGUAUCGUGGGGGAUCCCCGCAACAAACGAAAGAGUGCAGGCUCGCUUUGUGAAAUACGACCAAAGGGUUCGAGAUGCAAUUGCAGCUGUCCCGGAAGGAGCGUGGAAGGAGUUUGCCAAUUACGCAGGUCCUGGCCCGGAAGAGAUUACUGGGUGGAACAAGGUGGUUUUAAUAGGGGACGCUAGUCACCCGCUCCAUGGUACCCCCCUAGUCCUCUUGAUACAACUGAAGAUGCCAAUACUCUAUAUUUAGGUGCAUUUGGGUCUGGAGCCACGUUCGGCAUGGAAGAUGGGUGGCUUCUGGCGCAGGCGCUCGAGCACGAAUAUUCGCUCGGAUCGGAAACGCUGGUCGAGGAUACGCUUCAGGCCUUCGAAGAAAUCCGCCUUCCUUAUUAUAAGAGAAUGUACAGGUAUCUUGACGCCCAAAGCGCGAGUGCUAAAAAAGCCGAGGAAGAAGAGAAGACUUUCGAGGAACUUCUUGAGCUCAGAUUCAAGUCGUUUGGUAUCGGGCAGAAAGACAACCUGAACUGGAUCUAUAAGCAUGAUAUCGGAAAAGUCUGGUCUGACUACUUGAAGGGUAUCAAGGAAUUCCAUGGCUAGAGAUCAUAGUUAAGACUUCAAGACACAAGGGUAACCUCGAAAGAGACCCAUCUUGGAGAAAAGCCGACCCAGCGACCGUAGAUAUCAUGGAUCAUUCGAGACACUUGUCGUUGGUAGAACACCACUGAGAUAACGCC